This is a messenger RNA of Aspergillus novofumigatus IBT 16806, 738 nucleotides long. RefSeq names its product NAD(P)-binding protein. The coding region runs from base 1 to 738 and encodes 245 amino acids. Gene Ontology annotation, molecular function: oxidoreductase activity, acting on NAD(P)H, oxygen as acceptor. The record is from RefSeq and is a predicted model, not a curated record. Gene Ontology annotation, cellular component: intracellular anatomical structure. Lineage: Eukaryota; Fungi; Ascomycota; Eurotiomycetes; Eurotiales; Aspergillaceae. The transcript is spliced from 5 exons.
AUGGUAGUUUUCAAGAUUCACUUAUCCAUUAGUUCAUGUCACCGAUUCGAAGUAGCAAAAGUUCUCUUUGCCCGCCCAGGCCCCUACCACAUCCUCAUUGGAUGCCGAGGCGCUAUCAAUCGCGCAAACGAUGCCAUAUCCAAGUUGAAGCAACUUUCGCCCAACAGUUCGUCCACCGCGGAGCCACUAUCCAUUGAUAUCACCUCGGAAGAGUCAAUCUCUGCAGCUUUCAAGCAAGUCCAGGAAAAAUUCGGCCAUGUCGACAUCCUGGUGAACAAUGCUGGCCUGGCCCUAGACACGGCAGUCACCUCGGGCCAGCUCGUCCCGCGCGAGGGCUGGAAUCAGACAUACGACGUCAACGUUACCGGCACCCAUCUCUUCACCUCCACCUUCGCGCCCCUCCUGCUCACCUCACUGGCCCCCACCCCGCGCUUGAACUUCAUCACCAGCGGCCUGUCCCCGCGCUACACCCUUGCGCCGGCGGGCUGGCCCAAGCCGGACACCCUGUGGUUUCCGUACCACGUGAGCAAGGCCGCGAUGAACAUGCUGGUGACCGAGUGGGCGCACCUGCUACGCAACGACGGGGUGGCGGUGUUUAACGUGUCGCCGGGAGGGCCAUGGGGGCGAUUGAUCCGGCCUGUUGGGGCCGCUUUCUGUGCGGAUGUUAUUGAGGGGAGCAGAGAUGAGCAGGCCUGGCCUCCGAAGGUGAUCCGCAAGGAUGAGGUGCAGCCGUGGUAG